Molecule: messenger RNA, 891 nt
Organism: Periophthalmus magnuspinnatus
Lineage: Eukaryota; Metazoa; Chordata; Actinopteri; Gobiiformes; Gobiidae
Product: coiled-coil domain-containing protein 152-like
Exons: 9
Coding region: 1-891 (296 amino acids)
Source: RefSeq, a predicted model, not a curated record
AUGGCGAAGUUAAACUGUGUGAAUCUGGACGUGUUUUUAGAGAAGUUUUCGUCUCUGGAGGAGACCAUCACAAAGGUGCAGUGUGCAAACAGCAUGUUCCAGCUCAAGUCGGAGGACUCAGGACGUGCUCUAAAACAUAGUCAGAGCAAAGAGAAGGCGCUGCUGCAGGAGCGAGACUGCCUCCUGGGGACAGUGAAGGAACUGCAGCAGAGUCUGGAGGCACAGUGCCACGUAAGAGUGGAGAAGGACAGACUGCAGAAUGAACUGGAGGAGAUAAAGAAAGAGGAGACCAAGAAAGCUCAGGAGGCUGAGGGUGAGGUGCAGAGACUCGUGGCUGAGAUGAGAGCCAAAGCAGACCACCACCAGAUGGAGCUGGAGGCUGUGAGGCUCCAGUGCAGGAGGGAUGUGGAGGAGGCACACGCACAGGCUGCACUCAAGAUGGAGGCAAAAGAGGUAGAUAUGAAGAGGACGCUGCAGCAGAAGGAGCAGGAGGUGCAGGAGCUGUGGAGCAGACUGAGGGAGCAAGAAAAAGAGCACACCAGUGACAUAUUCAAACUGCAGAUAGAGUUUGGAGCGAAACUGACCCGUGUUCAGAGCUCUGUCCAAAUGAACCAACAGCAGCGUGGGGCCAACCUCCCUCAGAACAUUUUUAGGAGGAAGCUUCAGCUCUUUCAGGAGGAGAAGAAUAAGGAAGUGGCAGCUCUGCGACAGCGAAUCAGAGAGCUGGAGCAGGGUCAGAUGACUGGGCUCAAACGCAAGAAGGAAGGCGUGUUCAGAGUUGUUCUUGCACGUUCCUCAGCUCCCUCCCAGAGACCCUCCAGAAGCAGAGUCCUCCUGAGCGGCAUGAAGCAUGGACUCUGUGAGAACAUGGACCUUCAGCUGUGGAGAUGA